Cyphellophora europaea CBS 101466 is the source of this 585-nucleotide messenger RNA. RefSeq lists its product as uncharacterized. Gene Ontology annotation, cellular component: cytosol; mitochondrion. The transcript has a single exon. The coding region runs from base 1 to 585 and encodes 194 amino acids. Lineage: Eukaryota; Fungi; Ascomycota; Eurotiomycetes; Chaetothyriales; Cyphellophoraceae. Gene Ontology annotation, molecular function: deaminase activity. The record is from RefSeq and is a predicted model, not a curated record.
AUGUCCACCAAGCCCCCCGCCGGCGCCGGCGCCGCUCCUCCCACAGGCGGCGGGUCGACUCACAAUCCCCUGGGCACAAAGAAGACUCCACCAGCUACCCGCACGCCCACCGCGAAACCCAGAACUGCGCACGCUAGUGGCGGCGGCGGCGGCGGCAAUGACGAUGAGGAGGCCACCCCCUUCAGGCGCGACGACACCAACACAACCACCCUCUCCGCCGAGCACGUCCCCCGCCCCAACGCCAACUACUCGCACGUGAUCCGCGCGCCCAACCACACGCUCUACCUCUGCGGCUGGAUGGGCGACGAACCGGGCACGGGCAAGAUCCUGCACAAGACGUCCGCGCAGGGCCAGAUGCAGCAGAUCAUGCGCAACAUCUCCGCCUGUCUCGCCGCUGAAGGGUCCGGGCUGGAGAAGAUCGUCAGGCGGCGCGUGUACUUGCUGGACAUGGCGGAUUUGAAGGUGGUGGAUCGCGUUUGGGGCGAGUGGGUGCAGGCGCCGUUUCCGGUGAGUACGGCGGUGGGGGUGACGGGGUUGGCGAAGGAGGGGGCCAGGGUUGAGGUCGAGGUUGAGGCUGUGGUAUGA